CGAAGUCCUUCCUUUUUCUUCCUGAUUCUCCCCCGCUUCCUCUCAAUACACCUUUCUUUUUCUUCGAUUCCUCUGUCCUCGAUCAUGAUUGGCGAUGACGACUCCAAUCGGAGGGCCUGAACUCCGGCGGCGACGGCGACGGAGACUCCUCUGGUGACUUCCGUAUCAAAUAGCAAUACCGGAGGGCCAUAACUCCGGCGGAUCCACUGUUUCUUCUUCUCUCUCGGCGAUGCAUAACAAACCCAAGGCGCACCGCCGCACCAGAACCCGCACGGUUCUUCGUGCCCUGUGUUCUUUGCCGCACCAAUGCUUCAUAGCCAACUUCUCUUAACGGAGACCAAUUAUUAACGACUAAUUAUCUAAGGAUAUUGGGGUAGGGUUUGGUGAUCAAAGGGUUCAAAGCACCAAUUGUUUGUUCUUGCAUGUAUGCAGGAACAAAUGUCUAUUUUUGGAUUUCCUUCGUCCCUACACUUUUGCUUCUCCUGGUUGGUACAAAGCUGCACUGCAUAGUGGUGAAACUGGCAGUUGAAAUUAGGGCAGAAACUUCAUAUGAAGGGUUUCAUAAUUUUAACCUCAGGGAUGAACUCUUCUGGUUUGGAAGGCCCAGAUUUCUACUCCUCUUAAUCCAAUUCAUAUCAUUUCAGGUCAUUUAUUUUAGAUUAUCUACUCAAUUCACUAUUUUAAUUAUUCGUGGGGCUAGGAAUAAUAAAAGGUUACGUUCUUAAAUAUAAUAACUAUCCCGACGUGAUUUAGUUGAUGAUUUGCAGAAUGCAUUUGAAAUGGCAAUAUACUUAUGGUCACGAUGGGAAAUCAAAGGAGCAUCAUGUUUUACACAAAAAGGUGGCUUCCUUGUGACCCGUUUGGCAUUUGGGGUGGCUUCUCAGAUUUGGUGUAGCUUCAUCACAUUCCCGCUCUACGUUAUAAUCGCUCAGAUGGGUUCAGAGUUUAAGAAAUCGAUAAUCUCUGAGAGCGUCGAAAGCUCCCUCCAGCGAUGGCGGUGCAGGGUUCAGGUGGCCGCAGGGACUAGACGAUUAUUAUUAGUAGAGGAUCAUAAUACUAAUAGCGAUCAGAUUCCCUUAACAGAAGAAAUAACCUCUGCAAAUGAUGAUGAUGAUGAUGAUGAUGAGGUAUCAAGUUGGAGAAGAAGAUCAUUGGAACAAGAACAGAUGAGAGCUUGGGCCGGCCCAUAAGGGAGGGAGGGGAGGGGCAUUAUCAGAGACCGCUUGGGGCCCAAAAUACACCGUUGUAAAACUUCUAUAUAGGGGUGUUUGUCUGUGCUGGUGUCUCACGGAUGAUCAUAGCAGAUGAUUUAUACAUACACAGACGAUAAUCAUUUGUAAAUACGGAUGAUUAUCGUCUCUAAAUUAUAUAUGAAGAUUAUUUGUGAUUGUCAUUCAUUUGGGCACCUAUGUUAGGUUUCUAACACAAUCCUUAGAAAAGAGUGAAUAUGAACACUUAUAUGCCAACAUGUUGCCAGAAAACACUAUGUUAUGCCAACAGUAGAGGUGGCAAUC
This is a messenger RNA of Cuscuta campestris, 1514 nucleotides long. NCBI's taxonomy places the organism in Eukaryota, Viridiplantae, Streptophyta, Magnoliopsida, Solanales, Convolvulaceae. The record is from the annotation of a GenBank genome assembly.